AUGACGCUGGUUCCUUGGAAGCUGGGUCGACCCCUAGUCUGGGAUGCCACGUGCGUGGACACCGUCGCACCUUCCCAUCUUCCAGGGACCUCGGUUAGGGCUGGCGCUGCUGCUGAUGCGGCCGAGCAUCUUAAGCGGCGCAAAUAUGCAGCCAUCGACGCCGGCUACAUAUUUGAGCCCUUUGGCGUAGAGGCGCUUGGGCCGUGGGGUCAAGGCGCACACGGCAUUUUUAAGGAGCUGGCUAAACGUCUUAUAGACGCGUCGGGUGACCGGAAGGCUGGGGCUUACCUUGCCCAGCGUAUUGGCAUUGCCGUUCAGCGCGGCAAUGCUGCCAGCCUUCUGGGCACCCUACCGACGUACUGCGUGGACAAGCAGAUCCCGGACUCGGCGUGCACGGCGACGGCGUACCUGUGCGGCGUGAAGAACAACUACGGCACGCUCGGCGUGACGGCCGCCGUGCCGCGCCGCGACUGCGCCGCCUCCGCCGACCCCGCCACGCACCUCGACUCCAUCGCCGCCUGGGCGCUCGCCGACGGCCGCAGCGCCGGCAUCGUGACAACAACUCGCAUUACGCACGCGUCUCCCGCCGGCGCAUACGCCAAUAUCGCCAACCGUGACUGGGAGGACGACAGUGAGAUCCGCGCCGCCGGCCACGACACCGCGCUCUGCCCCGACAUCGCCGACCAGCUCGUCAACUCUCAUCCCGGCAACAAGUUCCAGGUGAUUUUGGGAGGUGGGCGUCGCGCAUUCCGGCCAAACACUACUCUUGAUGAGGAGGGUCAGCCGGGCCGGCGCUGGGACGGUCGCGAUCUGGUCGAGGAAUGGCGCGCACAGCAUGACGAGGCCGGGCAAUCGAACGCUUACGUCUGGAACCGAACCGAGCUUCUCGGCGCCAUAAAUAAUCCACCCGAUUACCUGCUGGGUCUGUUCGAGAGCGGCCACAUGCAGUACGCGGCGGAGGCGCGCCAGGCCGGCAACGACGAGCCCACGCUGGCCGAGAUGACGGAGGCCGCCAUCCGCGUGCUGUCCAAGAACCCGCGCGGCUUCUUCCUGUUCGUGGAGAGCGGGCGCAUCGACCACGCCCACCACGACAACAUGCCGCACCUGGCGCUCGACGAGACGCUGGCGCUGGCCGCCGCCGUGACGCGCGCCGACGAGCUGCUGCCGCGCGCCAGCUCGCUGCUCGUGCUCACGGCCGAUCACUCACACGUCAUGGCGUACAACGGCUACUCGCGCCGCGGCAAUGACAUCCUCGGCGUGUCCGAUGACCUAGGCGACGACGACGUGCCCUACAUGACGCUCUCCUACACCAACGGGCCCGGCUACCGCCCUCACGUCGACGGCAGGCGCGCCGACGUCACCAGCGACAACACCUUCCAGGCGGUCGCUUGGAAAAGCCACGCGGAGGUGCCGCUGGAGUCGGAGACGCACGGCGGCGAGGACGUGGCGGUGUUCGCGCGCGGGCCGGCGCAGGCGCUGUUCACGGGGCUGUACGAGCAGAGCCAGCUGCCGCACCUCAUGGCGCACGCGGCGUGCCUGGGCCCGGCCGCGGCGCGCCGCGCGCUCUGCAGCGGCGCCGCGCUCGCCGCGCCCGCCGCCGCGCUCUUGUUCAUGCUCCUCGCGGCGCUCUUCCGCAUGCACUGA
Molecule: messenger RNA, 1644 nt
Organism: Leguminivora glycinivorella
Lineage: Eukaryota; Metazoa; Arthropoda; Insecta; Lepidoptera; Tortricidae
Product: membrane-bound alkaline phosphatase-like
Exons: 5
Coding region: 1-1644 (547 amino acids)
Biological process (GO): dephosphorylation
Molecular function (GO): alkaline phosphatase activity
Source: RefSeq, a predicted model, not a curated record